Naegleria gruberi is the source of this 1182-nucleotide messenger RNA. RefSeq lists its product as uncharacterized. NCBI's taxonomy places the organism in Eukaryota, Heterolobosea, Eutetramitea, Acrasida, Naegleriidae. The transcript is spliced from 2 exons. Bases 1 to 1182 code for a protein of 393 amino acids. Gene Ontology annotation, molecular function: RNA binding. The record is from RefSeq and is a predicted model, not a curated record.
AUGAGACCAACAAACACUGGCGACAAGCCAAAUCCUCCUCCACAACCACAAGGAACUCCCUAUGUUGGAAGUAAAAUUAGUUUAAUUUCCAAGAGCGACAUUCGUUAUGAAGGUAUUUUGUACAAUGUUGAUACUGUAUCUAGUACCGUAGCUUUGAGAGAUGUUAAAAUGUUUGGUACUGAAGGAAGAAGACAAGGAGACCAAAUUCCACCUCUUGAUAAGAUCUAUCCUUUCAUCAUCUUUAAAGGAAGUGAUAUUAAGGAUCUUACUGUAUGUGAACCUCCACAACAAACUCCUCCAGUUCAACCUCCAAGACCUCAACAAGGAGGAGAAACUGGUUCUCAACCACCUUCAAUGGGAACUUUCCCACCUCAACCUGUUAAUCAACCAGGCGGUAAUAUGCCAGGUAUGAUGCCACCAAAUCCAGGAAUGAUGCCUCCAAAUAUGCCACCUUACAUGAAUCCAUACUUUAAUCCAUAUAUGCCGUAUGGAAAUCCAAUGGGAUUCAAUCCUGGUAUGAUGCCACCUAAUGCUAUGGUUAACAUGCCACCUAAAAAUCAACCUCCAGUUAAUCAACCAACCCAACAACCUUCUCAACCAACAACUCAACAAAGACCAACUACAAAUGGUCCAGUAGUAGGAGCUAAGUCAACACAAGUUUUAGAACAACCAAAAGUAACACCAACAAUUGAUACUGUUCAACAACAACCACAACAAGUAGUUGAAGAAGUUAAGCCAACCCCAAUCACUCCAACAACCCCUGUUGUUUCAAUCACAACAAGCACUGACAAAAAGCCAACAACACCAACCAGUGCUACUAACGGAAAGAAGGACAAGAAAUUUUUCGAUGACGAAUUUGAUAUUCAAGCUAACCUUCAAAAGCUUGACAAGUCUGUAAUUGCUAAAGAAUUGGAAGAAAAGCAAAUUCACAAAGGAUACGAUAGACAAAUUGGAUUCUUUGAUACUAUCAGUCGUGAAAGUGAUGAAAAGAAAAACAGAAGAACAAAACAAGAAAGACAAGAACAACAAAGAGUUGAUUUGGAAACUUUUGGUGAAACAGUGUCAAAUGGUAAUGGAAUGCCAAGCGGUAGAGGAAGAGGAAGAGGAGGUUACCGAGGAGGAUCUAGAGGAUCGAGAGGAGGUAGAGGUGCUUCAAGCAGAGGAGGAUAUUCUCAAAGGUGA